Messenger RNA from Musa acuminata AAA Group (dessert banana), 1280 nucleotides. Its product is annotated as flavanone 3-dioxygenase 2-like. The coding region runs from base 35 to 1048 and encodes 337 amino acids. Lineage: Eukaryota; Viridiplantae; Streptophyta; Magnoliopsida; Zingiberales; Musaceae. The record is from RefSeq and is a predicted model, not a curated record. The transcript has 4 exons.
ACUCUCUCGCCCUCUUGGGCCUGAGAACCGUCCCAUGGCCGACCAGCUCCUCUCCACUGUCCCUCACCACCACAGCCUCCCGGAAAACUACAUCCGGCCGGAAUCUCAAAGGCCUCGCCUCGCCGAAGUCAUCAGCGACGCCCACGUCCCCGCCGUCGAUCUGAGCUCACCCGAUAAGUCUCAUGUGAUCGCUCAAAUCGCCGACGCCUGCCGAUCGUACGGCUUCUUCCAGGUGUUGAACCAUGGAGUGCCAGUUGAGCUGAUGGUGAAGAUGAUGGUGAUCGCUCUGGAAUUCUUCCGCCUCCCUCCGGAAGAGAAGGCGAAGCACUACUCGGAUGACCCGGCCAGGAAGAUGAGGCUGUCGACAAGCUUUAACAUCCGGAAGGAGACGGUCCAUAAUUGGAGAGACUAUCUUCGUCUCCAUUGCUACCCUCUGGAGGACUACGUGCCCGAGUGGCCUUCCAAUCCUUCUUCAUUCAAGGAAGUGGCCAGCGCUUACUGUAAGGAAGUCCGUCAACUAGGUUUUCGGCUCCUGGGAGCAAUAUCUCUAAGCUUAGGGCUGGAGGAGAAGUACAUGGAAGAGGUUCUGGGGGAGCAAGAACAACACAUGGCCAUCAACUACUAUCCCAAGUGCCCUCAGCCGCAGCUCACAUAUGGUCUGCCACCCCACACGGAUCCCAAUGCUCUCACAAUUCUACUUCAGGAUCCCGACGUCUCUGGCUUGCAGGUUCUCAAACACGGCCAAUGGAUUGCGGUGCAUCCCCAACCCCACGCCUUCGUCAUCAACAUCGGCGACCAGCUGCAGGCAUUGAGUAAUGGUAGGUAUAAGAGUGUUUGGCACCGAGCUGUGGUGAACUCAGAGAAAGAGAGGAUGUCAAUAGCAUCAUUCCUCUGUCCCUGUAACUGCGCCAUCAUUAGCCCUCCGGAGAAGCUCAUCAGCGAGGCAUCUCCGGCCAUGUACAGGAGCUACACCUACGAGGAGUACUACAAGAAGUUUUGGAGCAGAAACUUGGAUGACGAGCACUGCUUGGAGGUUUUCCGAAGCUAAGGUGUAUCUAUCAAUGAACACUGUGUUCGUUGGACAAUGCCACCCUAGUUAGUAAUGUUGGGAAAGAAGGCAUGAGGCUAAAACAAGUGAUGUUACUGUCGGCUUUGUUACGGACAAUGUAUUGGGCCUGGGCCCGGCCCAUUAGUAGCCCGUUGUCAGGCAUGUACGGUGGCUCAUCGAUCAUGCCCAUGAACUGUUCGAGGUUAUGCGUAAACGAACAGUUUCAUGUCCA